This is a messenger RNA of Arvicanthis niloticus (Nile rat), 1489 nucleotides long. It is a transcript of the gene Fam187b, whose product is annotated as family with sequence similarity 187 member B. The record is from RefSeq and is a predicted model, not a curated record. NCBI's taxonomy places the organism in Eukaryota, Metazoa, Chordata, Mammalia, Rodentia, Muridae.
CCAUGCUGGCCACUCAGUGGCUAGUUGGUCUUUCUCUUCCCAUGCUGUGGGCCCAGAAAUUAAUCAGAUGUCCCUACAAGAAUGUGUGUCAGUAUGCCCUGCUCUCGGGCAAUGACGUGAUCCUGCAGUGUAACUACCCCAAAGCACUUUGGUAUUUUUCUUCAUCUUUAGAGGACAAACUGUCCCUGAUCAACUCCAGGGCUGAUGUGAAGGUACUGCCUGGGAGCGACCUGCAGUUGUCCAACCCUAAGCCUUCCCAGACAGGGCUCUACCGCUGCCUGGACGAUCACAAGGCCCGUGUAGUAGAAUAUGAGAUUGACUUCCAGGACAUAGCUCUGUUGCACAUCACACACAAAGACCUGGACCAGAAGCCCAUGGGAAAUGAGAGCAUGAACCUAGGAGGCAAGGUACUUGUUUUUACCCGCUGGGAUCCUUGGCAAGAUUGUAACCGUUGCCAAAAGCCUGGUGAGCGCAAACGUCUAGGCUACUGCUAUGUGGAGGAGCCCCUAGAAAAGCCCAUGCCUUGUUGGCUCUACCUGAGAGAGGAAAAGGUGAGCAAUGACCGCCUGCGACCUGAACUCCAGGUACAAGCCUGCCAGGUGCCCUGUGAUACCGCUACGGAAACCAACCAGCCGUAUUUCGUCUUUGACACAUAUCAGCUGGACAAACCCAACAACCUUGCUCCACUCAAGUGUCCCUUGGCUUCCAUCUACAGGCCAGUCCACUGGGAAGCCAAUGACAGCUCUCUGACAUGGCAGAACCAGCUCUCUGGCCAGGAGAUCAGCACCAUCAUGGACCUGCACAGCGGUGGCCAGCAUCUGAAGAUCUUCCAGCCAGCCACUUAUAGAUGUUUUGUGGAGCAGGAACUCAUAGCCCAGUUCAACCCCACACCCGCUGUGUAUCUGCUGGAGGCUGAGAGACAAUCCAAAGCCCAGGAGCCUUGGCAGUCCAGGAUCCAGCCAGGCAAGGCAGACUCCGUUCUCAGGGGGCUGAAGUUGAUGCUGCUUAUUGUCUCUGUACUGGCCAUUGGAGGGCUUCUCUGUAAAGUGGUCUUCCGUCCUAUCUGUGGCAAGAAGAGGAAUCAGGUCCUCCUGGUGAAAUAAACUGAGCCUUCUGUAGCCAAGAGGACCUGGUAUCUCUCCACUGUCCCAUCCUCAGCUCUAGUCAUCCAUAGGCAGCAUCACAUGAGGUCCUGGAGGUGUGUGAGCUAACACAGACCUGGAUCGAAAUCCAGUGGCCACUUCACUCCUUGUUCUGUGUCCUACUCGGCUAAUCUAUUGAUUACCCCCACUGUACAGAUAGGAAAACUGAGGCAAGUCUGUCUAGUCAUUGGAGAUUUGGAAUUCUUGGGUCCUUCAGAAAGAGAAAGGGGAAGGACAGAACCUUCUCAGGGUAUGUGGUGUGACUUUCUCUGGGGAGGUGUAAACAACCAUCUAUAUUUAUCCCAGAUCAGAUACUAAUGGCAGACUAAAGAAAUGACUACAUAAAA